This is a messenger RNA of Hylaeus anthracinus, 3879 nucleotides long. Its product is annotated as feline leukemia virus subgroup C receptor-related protein 2-like. Gene Ontology annotation, cellular component: membrane. The coding region runs from base 264 to 1619 and encodes 451 amino acids. The record is from RefSeq and is a predicted model, not a curated record. Gene Ontology annotation, biological process: heme export; transmembrane transport. Gene Ontology annotation, molecular function: heme binding; heme transmembrane transporter activity. Lineage: Eukaryota; Metazoa; Arthropoda; Insecta; Hymenoptera; Colletidae. The transcript is spliced from 9 exons.
UUGCGUGGCGCCUCGAAUCUUUGGAGAACGUAUAGAUCUCGAUUGGCGAACGAUUCGAACGCUUAGGUAUGAUAUAGAGGAAGUAUAUCGUUCAUCGGUGAGUCUUGUUUUCCAGGCAGCCAUCGCGGCUGACAAAAUUCGAAUAAAGCGUUUAGAAAUCAGAAAGAGAAACUAGAAGAAGAAUAAGAAGAAAACGUCGAAUGUGUCGCGGAAGUGGCUUACCCUAAUCGUUUCGAUAUUAGCUAGAUUAUUUCGCUGAGAUUAUGGACCAAGGGCAAAACACCAAAACGAUGAAAAAUUCCGCAGACUAUGUUAAGGCCAUCGAAAGUGGGGUUCAACCGAUUCAGAUGGUCGAGACGAAAGUUUACAAACGACGAUGGCUAAUUCUAAUGAUCUUCGUGGUAUACAGUGCCAGCAACGCUAUGCAAUGGAUCCAAUACAGUAUCAUCGCAAAUAUAGUGUCCAAGUUUUAUAACGUGUCCAGCUUUGCAGUGGACAUGACCAGCAUGAUAUUUAUGAUAACCUACAUUCCAUUCAUUUUUCCAGCGAGUUAUCUCCUCGACAAAUACGGUCUAAGAUGCGCUGCGCUUACAGGAGCGAUCGGGACGACGCUAGGAUCGUGGAUCAAAGCUUUCAGCGUAAGCCCAGAUCUAUUUUGGCUGACUUUUAUCGGGCAGACAAUUGUCGCCGUGAGCCAGACUUUUAUACUGUCGGUUCCAGCACGUUUAGCGGCUGUUUGGUUUGGUCCGGAUCAGGUCAGCAGCGCGUGCAGCAUCGGCGUUUUUGGAAAUCAGUUGGGCAUAGCCAUCGGUUUUCUCUUCCCACCGAUGUUGGUGCCGAAUAACGAAGAUAUCACCUUCAUCGGACGUGGCAUGCAAGUUAUGUUCUACAUUGUGGCCGCUUUUACUACCAUCAUUCUGUGCCUAAUCAUUUUCUUUUUCAAAUCCGAGCCACCGUUGCCACCAAGUCCAGCUCAAGCCGUGCAAAGAGAGUCAGAAAUCACGGAAAGUUUCUUACAAUCGGUGAAGAAAUUGGUCACCAACGUCGGUUACUUGUUGCUCUUGCUGAGUUACGGCAUCAACGUCGGUAUUUUUUACGCCAUCAGUACACUCUUGAACACCAUUGUCCUCCAAUAUUUUCCGCACCACGAGAAAGACGCUGGUAGAAUCGGUUUGACCAUAGUUUGCGCUGGAAUGUUGGGUUCCGUUGUAUGCGGUAUCGUGCUCGAUAAAACGCACAGAUUCAAAGAAACGACACUUGGAGUCUACCUUCUUUCGUUUGUUGGCAUGAUCAUCUUUACGUUCACUCUGAAUACCACUCAAAUAUACGUUAUUUACGUAACAGCUGGUAUAUUGGGUUUUUUCAUGACUGGCUACUUGCCAGUGGGUUUCGAGUUCGCGGCCGAACUGACGUACCCAGAACCGGAAGGUACGUCUGCUGGCCUGUUGAAUGCGGUCUGUCAGGUAUUCGGGAUCGCCUUCACGAUCGCCUACGGCUACUUCCUUCAUCUAUGGGGUGAUUUCUGGGCGAACAUCGCUCUCUGCGUCACCCUGGCCUUCGGUGGGUUCCUCACGACCAUCAUUCCGAACGAUCUUCGAAGACAGAAUGCCAAAUUUUAGAGGAAACCAUCGUGUUCCGUAUCUCGUAUCCGAGGAUCGACGUAAAAAAAAAAGAAAAAAAAAAAACGUAUCGCAUACACGUUUUUCGAAUAGACAUUCCGAGUCGAAAAGUCAACAUAUCAAAGGAACAACAAGUUCGAUUCCUAACGAAUUGUUAAACGUCUCAAAAAAAUUCGAGACAAGAUAGUAUACCCGUAAUAUUAGGAAACCCAAGAGAACUGAAAGUAAGCAGGAUGAACCUAAAGCGCGAAGGGAACACUCGGAAUAGGCGUAAAUUAGUCUUUCGUAAGUUUUAGGAGGAACAAGAAACAGUGAUAUAGAAGAUAAUAAUACAAUAUUUAUAGCCUAGAAAUAGUUCCGAAGAGAUUUCGAGAGUCUGUGCCCCAACUUAUUCGUAUUAUAAAUACAUUUCAAACAGAAAAUUAGAAUAAAUCGUUGAGUCAGUCUUUGGUAAACUAAAGUGUAAACUGAUGCUCGAAGAGUAGAAAACAUAGUUGUUGGUAAACCAUCGUGCUUCCCUAAACUCGUAUCAGAGUUAGAAAUGUAUGCGUCUAUCAAGUGGAUUCAUAGUUUAUAUUGUAUACGAUAGAAUAUCGUUGAAACGUUACAACGAUGACUUGUAGUUACAACACACAUGACUAUACACAGCAGAAUUCCGAACAAAAUUGAACAAUGUUUAUCGCAGACAAUUAUCGAAAAUAAUACCGGAUGUAAAAGGCUAUAAGAGUAUGUGGUUGUAAGUAAGAAAGUUACAUUGUUAACUGCAUACAUUGUUUGUUGCAACGUAUUGUUACGAUUUAAUCUACUCAACAAGUUAUUAAUCUCUAUAUAUUUGGAUAUAAAAAAAUGUUGUAAUAUUUUUUACUUGCCUAGCUACGUUAAUAGAAGGACUGGGCUAUUUUUAUGGACCAUAUUUUCCCGAAUAAUUUUCGAUAAUUCGAUGACCCAGAAACGCCUAAAGUAUGCGAACACUUCCUUCGCUGGCACAGAAAUUUAAUUAUCGAGUCUCGACUAAUAAACUCGUUGAUUAAACUUGAAGCCACGGAAAAUGCGAUUAUCGUGUUACGAGUACACCAUGGCCAAUUUAGAAAUGUCGAUCGAAUGCGAAAUUUUGAUUAUUAAUCUUCGAGAACGAGGCAAAGUAUUUUCUGAGCGGCUGAUAAUUCGCGCAAGCUUUACUUUUAGAUCGCGGAUAACGAUUGCAUCGAUAAGACAGGACAAUAUUCCUAUGUUUCGUGUACGAGUCUAGCGUUAGGAAUGUGCACAAAUCUACCACUUGUGAUUGUUGUAAAUUAUAAUGCGCGUUAUUUCUAGUAACGAGUCUCGUAACGGGCUAGUAACGGGCUCGAUCACGAAAAUAAAGUAUAUUCCAAGACCACCGAGAAAACUAUUAUAAACGUGAUUUUAUAUUCUUCUAUUUCGACGACGAUAAUCAUUAAGGUUUCCAGAAAAAAUGUUACUAAACUUAGUUAGAUGAUUAAUUGUUACGAAUCGAGAAAGAGUUGAACAAUUUAAAUGUUUACGUAUAGAUAUGUGUAUACAUAUAUUGUAUUUUCUGAGAAUCGAUCGAUAUAUCAUAUCAUGUGCGAUACAUGUAUAUGUACAUACUUGUAUACAACAGAAAACUAUAUUCUUGGCAACUGACAGUUGGACAAUGGAAACAGAGGUACAAUUGUAACAAGUUCAAACGUUAAGAUAGCGAUAGUUAUCAUAUUUUGAUGUAACAUAAAGAUGAUAUAUCUAACGUUAUGUAUUGAUCCGAGUCAAAUUUUUACAUUGUAAAAUAAUCUUCGGGAAAUGGAACGUUUCAUCGUUGUUCGUUCGAGAUAGUUUUCUACCAGCGAAGAAAUUUUGGUAGAAAAUGAUAUUUUUAUGACAAAAGUAUUAAUUUGUAGAAAGUUUCUCUCGAGAUAAAAUUCCAGAAGACAUAAACAAAAAUCGCAGAUUACACUGUGAUCUCGUUUAAUUAAUUUUGCUGUAUCAGCAAUGUAUUUAGUUGUACAAUUUUCGUGAAGAAUGCACAAUAGAAUUCGAUUUUUACUGUAUUCUUUCUUUCUUUUUUUUUUUAUAACGAUCGAUCGGGACAUUCCUUCUUUUUCUUCAAAUUCUGUAUACAUGAAAGGAAAGAAUAAAGUAAAAAUUGAAGUGGAACAAUUUUUCCUACCAGUCCAUUGGUCUUCCGCUCUUUUCAAUUGUAUAUUUUUCAACAUUUUUAUCAUGUACGUUGCUCCUCGUCUUUGUAAAUAAAUUGUUGAAGCUA